Cetraspora pellucida is the source of this 1449-nucleotide messenger RNA. The record is from the annotation of a GenBank genome assembly. Lineage: Eukaryota; Fungi; Glomeromycota; Glomeromycetes; Diversisporales; Gigasporaceae.
AUGAGUCAAAGAUACUCAGCAUCACCUUCUCCCCGUCCUGGGACUCCAACACAAGCCAAUGGAUCAGCUCUUGAUAUUUCAAUCGGUUGCAAGUUAUUCGUUGAAGUCAAAAAAGGGAAAAAGGAACAACAAGAAGAAUUUCGCAAGGCCGAAAUUUUAUCUAUCCGCACAAAUAAUGCCAGUCAAACAGAAUAUUACGUACACUUUAUGGAAUUUAAUAAAAGAUUAGAUGAAUGGGUUGGAAUCGAAAGGUUAGAUCUUUCGAGGGAGAUCGAAAGGCCUGUUAAAAAACGUACAAGCAAAGGUGGCUUUAGAGAAACUGAUACAUCAUCUUGCAUUGGUUCACCGACGCGAGAUGGUAGCCGAACUCCAGCUUCAGUGGGACAGAAAAGAAAGAUGUCAUCAUUAGAAGAUCCACCCACUCCUUCGAUCGAACUACAAAAUGAUGAUUACGAUUCUGUUGACGGUAAUGUGACACCCGGCAAUAUGACACCUUCGGGUCCCAUGGCUACUACUUUCUCAAAAGCACAAGAGAUCGAGAGACUUCGUGUCUCUGGAUCGAUGACGCAAUCACAUUCUGAAAUUUCAAGAGUAAAAAAUCUUGAAAAAAUUCAUUUUGGGGAAUAUGAUGUUGAAACCUGGUACUUUUCACCGUAUCCUCGCGAAUACAGUGAUGCGGCAGUGGUUUAUAUUUGUGAAUUUUGUCUAUUUCACUUUAUAAGCGAAAAGCAACUUCAGCGACAUUGCAAGAAGUGUACUGUUCGACAUCCUCCUGGAAACGAAAUUUAUCGAUGUGAUGAUAUUUCUUUUUUUGAGAUCGAUGGCAACAAGCAAAAAGUUUAUUGUCGCAAUUUAUGCCUUCUAUCAAAAUUAUUUCUCGAUCACAAAACCCUUUAUUACGACGUUGACCCCUUUCUUUUUUACAUAAUGUGUAAACAAGAUGAAUACGGGUGUCAUAUGAUCGGGUAUUUCUCAAAAGAAAAGGAAAGUACCGAAGGCUACAAUCUUGCGUGUAUUCUCACCCUCCCUCAGCAUCAAAGAAAAGGUUUUGGUAGAUUGUUGAUCGCUUUUUCUUACGAGCUUUCUAAAAAAGAAGGCAAAGUUGGGUCACCAGAAAAGCCGCUCUCAGAUCUUGGGCUACUUUCCUAUCGCUCUUAUUGGAGUGAAGUAAUAGUAGAGCUCUUAUUAGAAACAAAGGAGCUCAAUGAAGAUAUUGCCAUUGAAGAUAUUUCGGCAAGGACAAGUAUCGCUACCACUGAUAUCAUUCAAACUUUGCAAACUCUUGGUGCGAUCAAGCCUUAUAAAGGACAACAAAUUAUUUGCCUAUCUGAUGGUGUUAUUGCUUCAUAUCACAAGGCAAAGGAAAAACAUAAAAAUCGGCGAAUUGAAGAAUCUUGUCUCCAAUGGACUCCACCUCAUUUUACUUCAAAUCAAUUGAGAUACCUUUGA